AUGGCCGAUUCGAUAAAAGUGUUGGUUGUGGGCUCCGCAUUCGGCUCUAUCACCUCUCUCUUUGAAAAGGUUUCAGCUAUCGAUAAAAAGCAUGGCAAAUUCUCUGUGCUUUUGUGCACUGGUGACUUUUUCAGCGGACCCGUGUCACUCGAAGGUGCUCCAGAUGAGGUCUCUUUAUUACUGGAUGGCAAAAUAACGGUACCGAUGACUACGUACAUUACUCAAGGAGAGUAUAAGCUCCCGCCUAAAGUACUGGCCAAAGUAGCCGAAACGGGUGGCGAGAUAUGUCCGAACGUAAUCUACCUUGGCAAAGCGGGUAUUAUGAAUGUUACAAGCAAGAUUCGAGUAGGAUGUUUAGGGGGUAUCUUAGACAUUGAGAAAUUCAUAGAAACAACCGAGGACCCGGCUUCACCAUACAUCAACCAAGCAACUAUCAAAGCAUUCAAUACCCACCCACUUCUUUCUGCUCCUGAUGACGGCAGUCUCGCAUCCGCAAAAGCAGUGUCAUCAGGUGUUGGCACGUCCUCAUAUGUUGAUAUACUCAUCACACAUCUCUGGCCCCCUUCAAUUACGCGACUAUCCAGCAGCGUUGCACCUGUUCUAAAUGCAUCGGGAACGCCGCUCGAUCCAGCAACCUGGUCUGCCCCUCCGCUCGACGCGUUGACGCUGGGGUGUAAGCCAAGGUACCACUUCGCGUCUGCAGGAGGGUCUCCGAACUCGUUCUUCUGGGAGCGUGAACCGUGGGUGUGGGAUGGGGAAGACCAGCGAGUAGCAAGGUUCGUAAAUCUGGGAACAUUUGGAGAGAGCGGAGUCCCGCUCGAAGCUGGCGCCAAAAAGCCCAGGUGGUUUUACGCAUUUUCGAUUGCUCCAACGGAUUCCGCUACUCCUCAGCGGGCAAGCGGCCCAUCGACGAACAUGGAUCCACGACCUCGACAUUCACCCCAAGUUCAAAUGCUCAUGGGGGUGAACACGCCAAGCGUCCUAGGACAGACGACCACGGUGGCACCCAAAAACCUCUGCCAGCCGGAUACAAGUGCAAAAAUUGCUCAGAAGAAAAUGCAAACUCACUGGAGCUCCGAUUGUCCAAACAAGGUUGAAGAUCGACCGCCGCCUGGUUAUAAGUGCAACCGUUGUGGUUCAAGCGAGCACUACGUCCGAAAAUGCCCAUCAAUCCCAGAAGGAUAUGUAUGCAAGAAAUGUGGCGGAACGGACCAUUUCAUCCGAAACUGCCCGAAUGCAAACACGGCGAAACGUCCGCCUGACACGUACACUUGUCGGGCGUGCGGUAGCAGUGAGCAUUACUUUAAAGACUGCCCUCAGGCCGCUCCGCGACAGGGUCCACUCAAGGAGAUUGGGCCCGAUGAGUGCUGGUUCUGUUUAUCUAAUCCAGCAGUAACAAAACAUCUUAUUGUAUCCAUUGGGAGCGAGUGCUACGUCACUCUUCCCAAAGGUCAACUCAUUCCCACCGAUCCUUCAGGAAAACCCCCCUUGGUUCCAGGUGGCGGGCAUCUUCUCAUUAUUCCCAUUGCUCACUACCCGACACUACUUUCCGCACCACCAGAAUUAGCGAUUUCAAUAAUAGCCGAAGUCGAGCAAUACAAAUCAGCGCUCCGUAACCUAUUCGCCAAACACGGAGCAGCAGCAGUCAUGUUUGAGGUUGCGCGCCUGUCUGGGAGGGGUGGUCAUGCACAUAUUCAAGUCGUGCCUGUACCCCUCGACAAAGCUGACAAGGUUGAAGACAUAUUCUACAACAACGCACAGAGGGAGGGGAUAAAGUGGGAGCAAGACGCCGAAGCAGCUCUCGAGGGCGCCAAACGUGGUGGAGGGAACUAUUUCCGAGUCGAUUUGCCGGAUGGGAGGAAGAUGAUUUCGCUCAUCCGGGGACCGUUCAAUUUACAGUUUGGGAGAGCGACCCUGGCCGAAUUUCUUGGAUUGCCUGAGCGAGCGGAUUGGAAAGCGUGUUCGGAGAACGAUGCUCAGCAACGUACGGACGCGGCCAAAUUCAAAAAGGCGUUUGCUUCGUUUGACCCAGCGCUUCAAUAA
Messenger RNA from Rhizoctonia solani, 2043 nucleotides. RefSeq names its product nucleolus protein. Gene Ontology annotation, biological process: mRNA splicing, via spliceosome. Gene Ontology annotation, molecular function: zinc ion binding; RNA lariat debranching enzyme activator activity; nucleic acid binding. Bases 1 to 2043 code for a protein of 680 amino acids. Gene Ontology annotation, cellular component: post-mRNA release spliceosomal complex. NCBI's taxonomy places the organism in Eukaryota, Fungi, Basidiomycota, Agaricomycetes, Cantharellales, Ceratobasidiaceae. The transcript has 15 exons. The record is from RefSeq and is a predicted model, not a curated record.